AUGGCGGACAGAGGACCCGGGGACCCGCCACAGGACUCUCAAAAGGAUUUGGAAAAUGACCCAUCAAUAAAUUUGCAGGCACAGGAGACCACAGUCACUGCAAGUACCACCAAAGAAGCUCAGGUCCUGAGCCCCGCCUCUGGUCUCAGCAAGGACCACCAAGAAGUAGAAACAAUAGGUUCAGGAAGUGCAGAAACAAGUGACCAAUCAGAAAGUCCAGAUGAAGCAAGUUGUGGGAACCAUCCGAAGGAUAAAACAGAACCCGAGACCAACCAAAGUUUUCAGGGUGGCAACCUAGGGCGUCAGCCCUCCUCAGAAAGUCUGAGUAAAGAAUCCUUGCAGCCUGAAAGUCUGGGUGAGGAAUCCUUGCAUCUAGAACCCAGCUGUUGUCCAAGUGAAGAGGGAGGAAGAGCAGAUGCACAAUCAGGGAGCAGCUCCGUAGACCUCCCUGAGGAAGCGAGCCACAGACCUGAGGCUUCACAGGAGCCACUGGCCGUAGACCCCCAGGGUGUCCGGGGUCCUGGUCAUUCCGGUGCCGGACCGGAGAGCCAGGGGACACGGAGGAGGCGACUGGUGGAACCAGAAGCUGAAAGUCAUCAACAGGAAAUACAAACAGAAGAAAAUAAAGAGGAUGCACAGGACGCAAUAAAGAGCAAUAAAAAGGAUUUUUGGAGCUAUGGUCCCGUCGUUUUUGUCUUCCUGGUGAUUCUGGUUCUGCUGAGCUCUGCUCAGAGCUACUACUCCUCCCCGGCCCAGCAGGUGCCCGGGAACCCGGCGCUGGAGGCCUUCCUGGCGCAGUUCAGCCAGCUGCAGGACGCCUUCCCGGGCCAGAGCGCCUUCCUGUGGCAGCGGGGCCGCAAGUUCCUGCAGAAGCACCUCAACGCCUCCCGCCCCACCGAGCCCGCCACCAUCAUCUUCACGGCCGCGCGGGAGGCGAGGGAGACCCUGCGCUGCCUGAGCCACCGCGUGGCGGACGCCUACACCUCCGCCCAGAAGGUCCCCGCCAUCCAGAUCGACGGCGCCGGCAGGGCCCGCGAGGACAGCGACACGGUCAAGCUGCUGGUGGACAUGCAGCUGAGCUCCGGGUUCGAGGACGGCCGGAAGGCGGCCGUGGUGCACCGCUUCGAGUCCCUGCCCGCGGGCUCCACGCUCAUCUUCUACAAGUACUGCGACCACGAGAACGCCGCCUUCAAGGACGUGGCGCUGGUGCUGACGGUGCUGCUGGAGGAGGACCGCCUGGCCGCCGGCGUGGGCCCCCGCGAGACCGAGGAGAAGGUGCGCGACCUGCUCUGGGCCCGCUUCACCGACGCCGACACGCCCGCCUCCUUCAACCGCAUGGACUCGGACAAGCUGAGCGGGCUCUGGAGCCGCAUCUCCCACCUGGUGCUGCCCGUGCAGCCCGUGCGCGCCAUCGAGGAGCAGGGCUGCCGGCUCUGA
Messenger RNA from Pipistrellus nathusii (Nathusius's pipistrelle), 1437 nucleotides. NCBI's taxonomy places the organism in Eukaryota, Metazoa, Chordata, Mammalia, Chiroptera, Vespertilionidae. The record is from the annotation of a GenBank genome assembly.